Scutellospora calospora is the source of this 345-nucleotide messenger RNA. NCBI's taxonomy places the organism in Eukaryota, Fungi, Glomeromycota, Glomeromycetes, Diversisporales, Gigasporaceae. The record is from the annotation of a GenBank genome assembly.
AUGGAACUUGGGCGGAUUGACGUUCGGUUUGGCAUGAUAGAGUUUGGGUGGUUUGUUGUUCGAUUUGAAGAGUCUGAAGAAUCACCAUCGUCACAAGAUCAAUUUGAAUUGAUGGGAACAGCUGGAUAUAGAGAAGAAGCAUUGUUAUUAGAAGAGUUGUUGUUAGGAGAGUUGUUGUUAGGAGAGUUGUUAUUGGGAGAGUUGUUGUUGAGAGAAUCAUUGUUGGAAGAGUUGUUGGGAGAGUCAUUGUUAGGAGAAUUGUUGUUGGGAGAGUCGUUGUUGGGAGAGUUGUUGUUAGAGGAGUUGGGAAAGUUGUUAUUGGAAGCGGGAGAGUCAUUAUUUUGA